CAACAACAACAGCAGCAGCAACAGCCUCUCUCUAGCCAAGUUCCUCCAUUGGCUCCCAUGGGGGGACUAACUCCCAAUUUGGGGCUUGGAAUGGGAAGCGCCAUGUCGAUGCCGCAUACAAAAUAUGUUAGCGGAUUUUCCAUGCCCAUGAGCACUGGCCACAGUGGAAUGACUCCACAAACACCACAACAUAGUAUGAUGUCCUCCAUGGUAAACCUGGGAGGAACCGGGAUGAGCGGCAGUACUCCCAGUAUGAGUGUAGGCGGUCCAUCCACACCAUCUCCCAUGACUCCUAUGACCCCUCAUUCUGCUGAUCCCGGAAUUGUGCCACAGUUACAGAACAUAGUAUCCACGGUAAAUCUGAGCUGCAAGUUGGACCUAAAAAAAAUUGCGCUACACGCCCGAAAUGCCGAAUACAAUCCGAAACGGUUUGCUGCUGUGAUUAUGAGGAUAAGAGAGCCGCGAACUACAGCGUUAAUAUUCAGUUCUGGAAAAAUGGUCUGUACGGGGGCUAAAAGCGAAGAGGACUCCAGACUGGCCGCCCGAAAAUAUGCCAGGAUUAUUCAGAAAUUGGGAUUCCCAGCCAAGUUCUUAGAUUUUAAAAUACAGAAUAUGGUCGGCAGUUGCGACGUAAAAUUUCCGAUUCGUCUGGAAGGACUAGUUUUGACGCACAGUUCUUUCAGCUCGUACGAACCGGAGUUGUUCCCUGGAUUAAUAUACCGUAUGGUCAAACCUAGAAUAGUAUUACUAAUUUUUGUAUCGGGAAAAGUUGUACUUACUGGAGCCAAGGUAAGGCAAGAGAUUUAUGAAGCCUUUGACAAUAUUUAUCCGAUUCUAAAGAGUUUUAAGAAACAGUAGACUCACAAUGUUCAUUCCAAUCUAAGUUAAGUUGAUGAAAUAACUUGGGCUAUAGUUGAAUAGGUAGUUGUGUUUGUUUUCACGUUAAUCUAAUGGUGGUUUUUAGUUUAACUAUCGGAGUUAUGAUAUUUGAUUCUUAUAUGAUGCAAGAAAAAACAGGUCUCAGUUGGUUGACUAGAAAUGUUAUUUUAUCGACUUAUGAAAUUUGGAGGAAUGUUAUCUGGACUGCACCCCAGUUGUUCGAGGGAGCACUUGGCCCAUAUAAGAUAUGAAUGUAAAUAAAUUGUACGUAUUAUUUUUCAUAA
Dendroctonus ponderosae (mountain pine beetle) is the source of this 1163-nucleotide messenger RNA. Its product is annotated as cyclin-dependent kinase 8. NCBI's taxonomy places the organism in Eukaryota, Metazoa, Arthropoda, Insecta, Coleoptera, Curculionidae. Gene Ontology annotation, biological process: protein phosphorylation; DNA-templated transcription initiation. The record is from RefSeq and is a predicted model, not a curated record. Gene Ontology annotation, molecular function: protein kinase activity; DNA binding; RNA polymerase II general transcription initiation factor activity.